AUGAGGGCACAGAGGCGUGACUACAGCUCUGGAACCAGCCGAGACUACAAUGCCGCCGUGGCUGCGCUCAACGGACUUCAGAGCAACUUCUCCAUCGUAGAGGCAAUACGAAAAGCAGGGCCUGGAUCGAACAGCCGCUCCAUUCCAGACAUGAUCAAUUGGGUCCGACGGAUCGGAUAUGAGCCCGCCGACUUCGACAAGCUGAAUCCAAUCCACAUCGCUGGAACGAAAGGAAAAGGCUCGACAUCCUCUUUCAUUUCCUCCAUCCUUGCACAGUAUCUUCCAACGAAGCGCAGUAUACAUGCCGAGAGAUUGCCGUCAACAGUGGGCUUGUACACCUCACCACAUCUUCGAUUCGUGAGGGAACGUAUCAAGAUCAACAAUGAGCCCAUAUCAGAGGAGUUGUUCGCGAGAUGCUUCUGGGAAGUCUGGGAUCGCUUCGAAGCUACCAAACCUCCGGCAGGCCAGGCGGAUCCCAGAGCGAUACAGGACAAGCCCGUCUACUUCCACUACCUGACAUUGAUGGCACUCCAUUGCUAUAUGAAGGAGAACGUCGGCACCUCGGUCAUCGAAUGCGGGAUCGGCGGUGAGUAUGAUACUACUAACAUAUUGGUCAGGCCUUCAGUGACUGGCGUUACGAGCUUGGGCAUUGAUCAUGAAGCGUUGCUGGGCGACACGAUUGAAUCCAUCGCAUGGCACAAAGCCGGCAUCUUCAAGGAUGGCGUGCCAGCCUUCACAGCGCCCCAACUGGAGCCAGCCUUGAAAGUGCUGUACGACCGAGCAAAGGAGCGAGGAGCUGAACUUUACGUAGUGCCGCUGCACGAACAAAUCCAGUCGAUCGAUCUCGGAUUGCAAGGAGACUUCCAAAACGUGAAUGCUUCCUUGGCCAUCGCCGUGUCUGCGGCACAUCUACAACGACUUGGAUUUACAGGCGUCCCCAGUCCAUUCGACAAAGCUUCGAAACUGCCAGAGGAGUUCGUCAGAGGGCUGGAAACGACACGACUGGGAGGUCGCUGUGAGAUGCGGCCAGAUCCCUCGUCUUCGAAGCUUACAUGGUACAUCGACGGUGGGCAUACGCUGGAAAGCAUCGAUGUCGCAGGACGUUGGUUCGCGAAUCAAUCUGCAAGAUCAGAAAGCAAAGGGGCCAUGCGAAUACUGAUCUUCAAUCAACAAACUCGGGAUGCAUCAUCGCUCGCGAGGCGUCUGCACGAAACGCUUUCGACAGCUCUACGAGACAGGCAACCUUUCCGACAUGCGAUCUUUUGCCCCAACACGACAUAUAAGAAGGCAGGCUACAAAGCCGAUCUCGUGUCCAUCAACACCAACAAAGACGAUGUGAACAGUCUUCGCGUACAGCAGGAGCUCGCAAAGACGUGGGAUGGAAUCGACCCACAGUGUGAAGUAGCCGUUGUUGGGACGAUCGAGGAGGCCGUUGCGAAGGCUCGAUUGCUAGCUGGUCAGCAGAAGGCAGAGGUCUUGACCACGGGAAGCCUGCACUUGGUCGGCGGCUUGAUUGAGGUCCUGGAGAGCGAGGCAGAGACAGCGGCAAAGUUAUGA
Messenger RNA from Zymoseptoria tritici IPO323, 1557 nucleotides. RefSeq lists its product as uncharacterized. Gene Ontology annotation, molecular function: tetrahydrofolylpolyglutamate synthase activity; ATP binding. Gene Ontology annotation, biological process: tetrahydrofolylpolyglutamate biosynthetic process. Gene Ontology annotation, cellular component: mitochondrion; cytoplasm; cytosol. The record is from RefSeq and is a predicted model, not a curated record. The transcript has 2 exons. Bases 1 to 1557 code for a protein of 518 amino acids. Lineage: Eukaryota; Fungi; Ascomycota; Dothideomycetes; Mycosphaerellales; Mycosphaerellaceae.